AGAGUUUACUCAAGCUUGCUCCACAUGUGCACACUUUAAAGACCACUAACUCUCGCAACUGGGCGGCGGCUGCCAGGAGUAGCAGGGAGCUGGGUGGUGGCGCUGAAUGGGACUGAGGCGUUCAAAAAGGCGUUCUGACAGGCUUGUUCGGGCCUGUUUGCCCAUUCGAUCUGCUUCCGUCAGGACCAUCAUUGAUCUUCCUGGUUCACGUGGAGAAGCCCUUAGACGACCCGUCGUUUAAGGCGCCAUGGCGGAGCUUUCAUCGCAGGGUAAGAAGAUGAGUGCCCAGGAUGAGGCAGCCCUGCUGCAGCUUCAGAAGCUACAGCAGAUGUUCAUGCAGAAGCAGAAGAAGGCGGACGCGAAGCCUCCCAUCGCCGAGAAGGAGAAGCCUCCAGAGCCAAGCGAGGAGAAGCCCAUCAUCAUUGAGGACAAGCCAAAGGCCGAAAAGAAGACCAUCCAAAUCAAGUUCACCAUGGAGCCUGCUCGGUACCCCGCGCAGCACUCUGCACAGCAGGCGAAGCAGCAAGCGGAGCACAUCGCCGCGCAGCAACGCCAGGCCGAGCAAGACCGCCUGGCGGAACAGCAGCGGCUGGAGCAGGAGCGCCUCGCCGAGCAACAGCGCAAGGCGGAGCAGGCCCGAAAAGCAGAAGAGGAGAGAUUACUGGCGCAGCAGAGAGAGGAAGAGAGGCUGCGGCGGGAGGCAGCUGAGCGUGCUGAGCAGGAGCGGUUAGAACAGCAAAGGCGGGAACAAGAGAGGCUGGAGCAGGAGCGCCGAGAAAAAGAGCGCCUAGAACAGGAGCGCAAGGAGCAGGAGCGUAAGGAGCAAGAACGCCGCGAGCAGGAGCGGCGGGAGCAAGAACGCCGGGAGCAGGAGCGGCGGGAGCAGGAACGCCGGGAGCAGGAGCGGCGGGAGCAGGAACGCCGGGAGCAAGAGAGGAAGGAAAGGGAGCGUCGUGAAAAGGAACGACAGGAACAGGAGCGGCUAGCGGAGCAGCAGCGGCAAGCCCGGCGUGCGGAGGAGGAGCGCAUCAUGGCGCAGCAGCGCGAGGAAGCGCGGCUGCGGCGGGAGGCGGCCGAACGCGCCGAGCAGGAGCUUUUGGCUCAGCAGCAAAGGCAACAGCAGGAGAGAAUGGAAGAGGAGCGCAGGGAGCAGGAGCGCCGGGAGCAGGAGCGCCGUGAGCAGGAGCGCAGGGAGCAAGAACGCCAGGAGCAGGAACGACUGGAGCAGGAACGAAAGGAGAAGGAACGACAGGAGCAGGAGCGGCUGGCGGAACAGCUGAAAGCGGAGCAGGCACAAGCUGCAGCUCCGGCCGAGCCGCCGGCCGAGCCGCCGGCCGAGCCGCCGUCCGAGGCGCCGGCGCCAACGGCGUCCGGCGAAGCAAAGCAAGAAGCACCUGCAGAGACAGCCAUCCAGACGCUGGCGCAGGCGCAGAGUGAUGUCAAGCAAGAAGCGGUGCCCCUCCAGCCGGGCCCUGUGACGCCGCAGCAAUCGGCCGAGCAGCAGAUGCAGCAACAGCAGAUGCAGCAACAGCAGAUGCAGCAGCAGGCAGAGUAUCAGCAACAACUGCAGCAACAGCAAAUGCAGGCUCAGCAGCAGCAGAUGAUGAUGGGCCAGGGGCAACAGCAGAUGGUGGUACAAUACGAUGCCUGUGGAAACAUGAUCCAACAGAUGCCGCAGGGGCAGUACUGCUGCCAACAGGGUUGUAUGAUGGAUCCCAUGCAGGGUUGCUAUGGAUGUCAAGGGCAGCAGUUUGACUACCAGCAGCAGCUCCAACAGCAGCAGAUGCAGGCUCAGCAGCAGCAAAUGAUGAUGGGCCAGGUGCCACAGCAGUUUGUGCAGUACGAUGCCUAUGGAAACAUGAUCCAGGGCCAAAUGGUGCAAAACCAAAUGCCACAGCAAUACUAUGUCCAGCAACAAGGUUGCAUGGGCGUGGAUCCAAUGCAGGCCUACUUUGCCGCUGGCGUCGCGCAACCCAGCUGCGGGAUGCAGGGGAUGUACGUGCAAGAACCUGCUCAGCUCAAGCACUAUGGCACAGUGAAAGUCUUCAACCAAGAGAAAGGCUUUGGCUUCAUCAACUGCUCCACGGUCCAGAACGGCGCGGGCGACGUCUUCUUCCUCCGCUCCGAGCUGCCGCCGGACCUCCAGGCCGAGGAGAAGAAUUUUGUGGGGAAACCUGUGGUCUUCGAAAUGACCAUCGGUAAAGACGGUCGGCAUCGGGCGAACAACGUCCAGAGCUGCACGAUGGAGAUGGUGCACCAAGCCAUGCAGACUGCUCCCAAGGCCCAGGGCACGUUGAUCGAGGGGACCGUCAAGUCCUAUAACGAUCAACAUGGCUAUGGGUUCAUUAGCUCGCCGGCCUUGACCUCGCGUGACGCGCAGUUCAAGACUCAAGAGUUGACCAUGGAUCUGCAGGCGGUGGGCGUGGGACUCGUGGGGCGCCAUGUGGUGUGCCAGGUGCACGUGUUGCCGGAUGGGAAGCUCAAGGCCACCCAUUUGGCCCUGAAAGGAGGCUGCGGCGGGUGCGGCUGUGGCGGAUGCUGCGGCCAGUGCUGCGGCGGCCAAUGCUGCGGCGGCCAAUGCUGCGGUGGAUGUUGCGGCGGAUGCUGCGGUUGCGGUUGUCAGCCUGGGUUCCAACAAGGCGCCUGCUGCUCUGGCUGCGGUGGCUGUUGUGGUGGAUCUAUGGGCGGAGGAGCAUGCGGGUCCAACCGCAUCGGCGGCUGCGUCUUCAGCUUCGACGCUAACACUCGGGUGGGUGUGAUCCAAGCGCCAGGGGUGGGUGAAGUCCACUUCCAUGAGAGCACUGGGCAGAACCUUCUGCCUGGCACCGAGGUGAACUUUGUGCUGCAAACGCUGCCGGACGGCAGUACACAGGGCAUUGAUGUGGCACUUGGCCAACCACCCAUGGCCAUGUGUGAUGGCGGCCAAGUCACCGGUGUGGUGAAGGUCUUCAACGACACCAGGGGCUAUGGCUUCAUCAGCGCGCCGGGUGCGCAGCAGGACGUCUACUUCCAGAAACGGGAUAUGGACGAAGCGUCACAGACUCUGCUCACGUGGCUAGGUGGUCGCGGCAUCCAAAAUUGUACCGCACACCUGCGAGUGGAGGUCUUGCCCGAUGGGCGAUGGCAUGGGCGGAUGGUGAACCUGGCAGAGGCGGGCGCCACCUUGUACGAAGGCGCUUCGGUGGCGGGGGUCGUCCGGAUGUUCAACGAGCAGGGCUCUGGCGCCAUCAAUGUCCCUGGCGCGCCGGGCCUUGACCUGCUUUGUGCCUCCAGCGAUUUGUCCGUGGAGCUGCAGAACAAGCUCCAACAGAUGGGCUGUGAUGCCAUGGCGGGUACCACGGUCUGGUGCCGCUUGACCGCCAUCAACGGCCAGUGGCACGCCAAAGAGGUGAUGCUUGCGGGCGAUGGCACGCAGCGCGUGGGCGUGGACGGCAGCAAGAGUGCCGACCCGGCGAAGCCUGGUCUAAUGAAGGCGGAGAAGAAGAUCAUCCCGGGUGCCGAGCUGCUAGGUACCAUGAAGGCGUGGAACCAUGAGAAAGGCUACGGCUUCGUGACGGUCGAAGGUCAACAGCUGGACGUGUAUUUCCAGCCCUAUGACCUCGCCGAACCGCUGAAGCAGCAGUUCGACGCCGUCGGCGGUCCCGAGGGCCUGGGCAUCGUCCCUGGCGUGGUGAUGCAUUUCUGGCUGCAGCUCAUGCCGGGCACGGGCCGCUUCCGAGGCCGAGAUGUUUCAGUGGCACCGGCGGGCACUCGGCCCAGCGAUGCGCUCUCGGUGCAGCAAGCCAUCCGCGUGGCACAGCAGGUCUUCGAAGAGGGGCCCGACGCCGUGGUACUGCCCCCGGCGAAGCGGCAGAAGGUGGACGGCGAGUCCGCAGUCGCUUUGCCAGCGGCCUCAGUGCCGGCCCACAUUUUAUAGGAUGGACCGAUCUUGGCAUCUGAGAGCAGCUUUAAGCCCUGAAGUUGGAGGUGUGAUCCAAUUCUGUCGCUCCUCCUGGUUCGAAAGCCACAUGGAAAAC
This is a messenger RNA of Durusdinium trenchii, 4016 nucleotides long. NCBI's taxonomy places the organism in Eukaryota, Dinophyceae, Suessiales, Symbiodiniaceae. The record is from the annotation of a GenBank genome assembly.